This is a messenger RNA of Jaculus jaculus (lesser Egyptian jerboa), 1707 nucleotides long. RefSeq names its product proteasome activator subunit 3 interacting protein 1 (gene Psme3ip1). Gene Ontology annotation, cellular component: nucleus. The transcript is spliced from 7 exons. The coding region runs from base 220 to 984 and encodes 254 amino acids. The record is from RefSeq and is a predicted model, not a curated record. Lineage: Eukaryota; Metazoa; Chordata; Mammalia; Rodentia; Dipodidae.
GGCCGCCGGAAGGGAGGUGGAAGUUUGUUGUGGCGGCGAGGAACAGGAAGCCCUGAAGGGUCAAAAGGAAUACAAAAAGCAAAGUGUAUUUGUUUCCUUUCCCCCAUCUUUCUUUCUUUCUUGUUUUAAAGAGCCAGUGGCCCUCGCGGCGGCGGUUUGGGGUGGGCGGCGCCCAGUGGAGGGAGUCCUGCCUCCCGCGCUCUGGUAGACUGUUCCAGUAUGGAUGGAGGGGAUGAUGGUAACCUUGUUAUCAAAAAGAGAUUUGUGUCCGAAGCAGAACUAGAUGAACGACGCAAAAGAAGGCAAGAAGAAUGGGAGAAAGUUCGAAAACCCGAAGAUCCAGAAGAGUGUCCAGAAGAGGUUUAUGACCCUCGGUCUCUGUAUGAACGGCUGCAGGAACAGAAGGACAGGAAGCAGCAGGAGUAUGAGGAGCAGUUCAGAUUCAAAAACAUGGUAAGAGGUUUAGAUGAAGAUGAGACCAACUUCCUUGAUGAGGUUUCUCGGCAACAGGAACUAAUAGAGAAGCAACGAAGAGAAGAAGAACUGAAAGAACUGAAGGAAUACAGAAGUAAUCUCAACAAGGUUGGAAUUUCUGCAGAAAACAAGAAGGAGGUGGAGAAGAAACUGGCUGUAAAACCCAUAGAAACCAAGAACAAGUUCUCCCAGGCAAAGCUGUUGGCAGGAGCCGUGAAGCAUAAGAGCUCAGAGAGUGGCAAUAGUAUGAAAAGACUGAAGCCAGACCCUGACCCAGAUGACAAGACUCAAGAAGCCCCAUCCUGCGUUUCUCUUGGAAGCUCGUCCCUUGGUGGUCCCUCCAUCCACUGCCCCUCUGCUGCUGUCUGCAUCGGUAUCCUCCCAGGCUUGGGCGCCUACUCCGGAAGCAGUGACUCCGAGUCCAGCUCAGACAGUGAAGGUACCAUCAAUGCUACUGGGAAGAUUGUCUCCUCCAUCUUCCGAACCAACACCUUCCUUGAGGCGCCCUAGCUUCUGAUCUUACCACAAGGAUCACCUCCCUAGAGGGCUGGACCAUCUGUUCUGCCUCCAGGAAUCACCUCCCUCAAAAAACUCCUUCUCCUGCAUCCUGUGCACACCGUGACAUUUUUAACCUAACCAGAAAGUGGGCCACAUUCCACUUGUGGCCUGAAUCGUGUGUGAUUUCUCGUUCCACUCCAGUGCAGAUGAGUGAACCUGUCCCACUGAUGUGGGGGUAGGGUGGGCACUAGGUCCAGAGAAAUGUCACUGACUGUGCUGGUAUAGGCACCAGAUAGCUUAUAGCAGCCGUCACUGGAGCUCAUUGCUUUCUUGUGCUUUUUCCUGUCCUAGCAGCACAGGGAAGCAGGGUCAGUUAUUGGAAAAGUGUUAUUGAAACAUCGUAUUGUAGACGCACAGUGCUUGGUUCUCCCGUGUAGUGUGUGGAGCAUGCACAGAAAAGGGCUGACCAGAGGAUGACAUGGAGUGCUUCCUGGAACUCAGCCAUCCUUGAUGUUGUAUGACUAAGUAAAGAUUAGAAGCCACAUCUGCAGGGUUGUCAGCUAACACCAGCCUUGGAGGUGGACCUUUUCCUUGUUCCUGUUCCUCCUCCUCCCCCCCCCCACAUGGGUAUAAGAAGGGACUGGUAAUGAGGAAGCAUCCAUGUUCUGCCCACCUUCUCUCUGCCUGGAAAAUUGUUUUGUUUUUGAAAUAAAAGAUUUAGUUUGAGAUUCUAAA